Messenger RNA from Styela clava, 666 nucleotides. The record is from RefSeq and is a predicted model, not a curated record. NCBI's taxonomy places the organism in Eukaryota, Metazoa, Chordata, Ascidiacea, Stolidobranchia, Styelidae.
GUUGCAUCACAAUAGAUUGUUAGAACUAAGACCACGUGCGGUAUAGAUCGUUCUUUCUCAACUUUUCUAGCCAUGGAAGCACACGCCAUCGCUUGUGGGCUCAGCCCGGAUUUCGUUCGUAGGAUCCAAGAUGCCAGAAUUGAAAUCGAGGACUUACCUCUAAACCUCCAGGAAGUGUACGGUCUUUUUAGCGACUUGCCGUUUAGAGACAGACGAAUGUUGCAAGAGUGCCUAUGCCAACCACCCAAGACAACUCCACAACAGCGGGGGGAGAUGUUAGAUCUCUUGUAUUCCUCGGAUGACACGCUGCCGGUUCUAGACCUUUGCUCAGAUAAUCCAGAACAGAACUCUUCGGAAGGCAGCAAUUUCACACCACCCACACCCAUCCCAGCAAUUGACGAGCAAUUUCACCAAAGCACCUCUACACCCGCAAAACCUGAUAAUAUCGAAAUUCCAAGCUCUUCUCCUAUCCAUUACCCAAGUCCAAUUCCUACCCCCUUUCCUAUAUGCACCGAUUUUAAAAACUGCCUCAAUAGCGCACAAUCGCCCCUGAGCAAAGCCUUGUAUCUAGCCGUUAACAAGACAUAUAUAUUCCAUAUGCUAUCAAUUAAUGACAGAAAGCCAAACAGACAGGAACGACUUGGCAUAGCACAAAACCUGGGCUAG